Molecule: messenger RNA, 3413 nt
Organism: Pomacea canaliculata
Lineage: Eukaryota; Metazoa; Mollusca; Gastropoda; Architaenioglossa; Ampullariidae
Product: G-protein coupled receptor GRL101-like
Exons: 2
Coding region: 413-2353 (646 amino acids)
Biological process (GO): G protein-coupled receptor signaling pathway
Cellular component (GO): membrane
Molecular function (GO): protein binding; G protein-coupled receptor activity
Source: RefSeq, a predicted model, not a curated record
GUCAGACAUCUGGACGAAAAAUCACGUGACCUGCCCAUCACAGCACGUGACACACACGUUCCUGGCGUGUGACGUUAGAAGCGACUGUUGGGAGGAGCGGUACGACACCUCGUGGUCCUGCAGCGCGCCGGUCGUACCGGUCCCCCCGGCCUUCACGUGCGACAGCGGCGCCGAACGCGUGCCCUACACCUUGGUGUGUGACCACCGCGCCGACUGCUCCGACCGCAGUGACGAGGACUUUUGCCAGUUUCCACCUUGUAAUGUUGACGACUUCCACUGUGAUAAUGGUCAGUGUAUAUUGCAGAGCCAGAAAUGUGACCAUCAUCCCCAGUGUUACGACCAAACAGAUGAAAAGUUUUGUUCCUUUUAUCCUAUAAAAAAGAUUGUCCAGACCUCCGCACCUCCUGGACUAAUGGAGAUAAAUAACAAAGGCUUGUUUAAGGUCAAACGGUUAAACAAAACUUCUUCCUGUCCAGAGACUCAUUUCCAGUGUCCUAAUGGGUACUGUGUCCCUGUGUAUGUCCGUUGCAACGGUGUAUUCGACUGUCCCGGGAAAGGGGACGAAGCUGACUGCGAGACCUACACCUGUCCCGGCUACUACCGAUGUCGCGGCUCGCGCGUGUGCGUGCACGCUGACCACCUAUGUGACACCUGGCCGCAGUGUCCGCAGGCAGACGACGAGCUGUUGUGUAACCUGACUUGUCCUGACACCUGUGUGUGUCACGGCCUGGCCUUCACCUGCACAGGCAGCUUCCCCGCCAACCAGUAUCUCGACCUGAAGUUUCUCGACGCCCGUGGCUCGGCCAUGACCUUUAGUGACUUGAGCGACAACACGAUGCUGAUUCACCUCAGUCUGGCCCAGUGUGGCCUCACGCAUGCGCCGAGCGUGGGGUUCCCCAACCUGCGCUCACUGGAUCUGAGCGACAACCUUCUUCACUCCAUCAGCAGUGACUUACUGGAUAAGCUGCCCAGACUGGAGACCUUGUCCCUCGCGGACAACCCUCUCACGUCCCUGCUUCCUACAGGACCCACACCCACUGUGUACUCAACUCUUCAUGCUCUUGACCUUUCCGGCGUGAAGAUACCUGAGCUGAACGACUCCAUCUCCAAGACUUUCCCUAACAUCAGACAUUUAAACUUGACAAACGCGCAAGUAGAGCGUGUUACAGACGACAGUCUGUUGCUGCUGACACAGUUACAAACACUUGACCUGAGAGGAUGUCCCCUGUCAUCAUUCUCAUCACGUGUGUUCAGACCUUUGAGCAAGCUUCAUGCUGUGUAUGCCGACACUUACAGGAUGUGCUGUCCAGCCAACCUUCCUGAAAACUUUGACCUCAAUCAGUGUGUGUCGCCACCAGACAGAAUUUCCUCCUGCGAUUCUCUUCUGGGCUCGACUGUGCUUCGAGCGAGUGUGUCCGUCUACACCAUUGUUGCUGUGACUGGAAACACACUUAUCUUGCUGCACCACACCUACAUAAGGAAAGUAGACAUGGCUGUGUGCUUUAACACGCUGCUAAUAAAUCUGUGUGUGGCUGAUCUUAUGAUGGGCGUGUACUUGACGAUAAUUAGUGUUGCUGACCAGGCCUUCCUCGGCCACUACCUGUGGAUGGACGUGGCUUGGAGAAAUGGCGCUGCCUGCAGGUUGGCCGGGUUCCUGGCUGUUCUUUCCAGACAAGCCUCAGCUUUUAUUGUCUGCCUCAUUACUCUAGAUCGUUUACUCGCUAUUGUGUUUCCGGUCAGUUCUGCUCGAUUUCGCCGGAGUGCGGGCUGGAUGGUCUGUACACUGAGCUGGGUGGCAGGACUGUGUGUUGCUAGUUUAUCUGUGUUACAAGCCCCGUCAUCCGACACCAUGUACAGUCAGAGUGGACUCUGCAUCCCGCUACCUACAGAUAGGUUAGACAACCGGAAGGAAAUCGUCGCUCUUAAAGUCGUAUUUGUUUUUAAUCUUCUUCUUGUCCUCUUAAUCGUUUUUGGCAACGUUUUCAUAUUCUGGACAGUUUUCUCCACAAACUUGCUGUUUUCAGACACUAGACCAAAGUCGAGAGAACUGAUCAUCGCGAGGAGAGUUAACCUCCUUGAUGCAGUGGAUGCUACUUGUUGGUGUAUAAACUUGUUUGGACUUUUACCUUUUCUUUCCAGUAAUGUUGGAGUCAACCUGAUUAUUUUUGUCUUGCCUCUACCUUCUGUUCUCAACCCCCUCUUGUAUUCUUACAGUUUUAUUUCAGAACAUAUGGAGAAAAAGAGAGAAGAAGAACUGAGGAAAUGGCUUCAGUUAGAAAGUAGGCAAAAAGAUUUAGGCAGAAAAACAUGUCGCAAGAAAUGUUCAAACUCAAGUGGAAUUGAUUAUCAAUAAGAAACUUUUAUUUUGCUUGACUACUUGUUCUCCUUUUAUUUUGGCAUAGCGGGAGCUGACAGGAUUUCACCUGGCUGAAUUCUGCAGAACAAAGGCCUAUUCGUCUCCUGCCGACUUGUUUAAAUUACUGUGGAUGCAGACAACAUUGAUAUUGUUUUGUAGGACAGUGGAAAUGUUGGAGCGGCUCAGGACGAUCAGAUUUUGUAUUUGCAGACCGCUAUUUCAAUCGCACUUCUUUGUAAGCUUAAACUCAGUAGUGACUUAUUACCAGAAUUUCAACCAACUGUUACACAAUAACAUUUAAAGCAAGAAGUUGGCUACAUCAGUAUGCUGAGUGCUCAUUAUUUAUCUUAAAACUGUUCGUAAAGAUUUACGAUCCUUGUGUCAGUUUAUCUAGAUUCUAGACAAUAUUUACAUAAAAGGCUCUUAGAGAUGCAGAUAAACGUAAAUCGCGUUAGUGGACAUUUUCGGUUUUAACAAAAAGGAAAUUGCUUGCAACAUGAAUUUUUAUGAUUGCCAGUGUAAAUACACCUUGAGCAUUGUAAGUGAAAGUAGUUGUUUUAUAAGUUACAGUGUAUGUGUUUAUAUAAAUAUAUAUCUGUGUAUUUUGUAUUAUUGUAAAGCAAAACAAUAAAAAUAAAUUAAAUAAGUAUACAGUGAUGUAGUCCAUCCAUAAACAUAAUGUACAUUAAUGACUGAUUUCAUAACUUAUUGUGCAAAACGAUCCUACACUAUGUAACUGUGCUUUCAUAUAUAUAUAUAAAUUUAUGCUCAGAUGCUUAAACAGUAUUCCAGUGUUUUGUGCCUCUUAGGACGUUUUUAUUAGCAAAUCUAUUUUUUACAGAAUCACAUACAAAGUUUCAUUGACGAGUGCAAGUACAGGUAGACUUUGAUGAGGUUUGCCUACUGUCAGUUGAACUUACAUACCACAUUUUAAUCAUUCCUGCAAAGUGUCAGCCUGAAUACAGGUACCAAUGAUCAAUCAGACCCACGAGGAUGAUGGAUCACUGUACAUGUUAUAUGUUAUGAUUUAUGUUUUUGUGACUAUAAAGUUUUGUAA